Molecule: messenger RNA, 1383 nt
Organism: Caenorhabditis briggsae
Lineage: Eukaryota; Metazoa; Nematoda; Chromadorea; Rhabditida; Rhabditidae
Exons: 4
Coding region: 1-1383 (460 amino acids)
Biological process (GO): amino acid transmembrane transport
Cellular component (GO): membrane
Molecular function (GO): L-amino acid transmembrane transporter activity
Source: RefSeq, a predicted model, not a curated record
AUGAGCGAAAAAACGAACGAAAAAUCCUCGCUAAUGGCUCCCGAAGAAGAAAUCAGACUGAAACCCCGAAUCUCGCUGUUCAGUGGCUGCACAAUCAUUAUUGGGGUGAUUAUCGGAUCAGGAAUUUUCGUAUCGCCGAAAGGAGUGCUUUUAGAGGCUGGAAGUGCUGGAAUGUCUCUUUUGGUCUGGCUAAUUAGCGGUGUUUUCGCGAUGAUUGGAGCAAUGUGUUAUUCGGAACUUGGGACCUUGAUUCCGAAGUCCGGAGGAGAUUAUGUCUAUAUUUAUGAGGCUUUCGGACCUCUCCCAUCAUUCCUCUUCCUCUGGGUGGCUCUUGUGAUCAUCAAUCCAACUUCCCUGGCAAUCAUCGCUAUCACAUGUGCCACAUAUGCUCUGGAACCCUUCUUCUCCUGCCCAAUUCCUCCCUCAGUUAUCAAUAUUUUCGCCAGUUGUAUCAUUACAAUUCUCACUUUUAUUAAUUGUUUGGAUGUUCGAAUGGCGACUAGAACUAAUGAUUUUUUCACUGUCGCCAAGCUCCUGGCUCUUUCCUUAAUUGUGGUUUGUGGUGGUUAUUGGCUCUCAUUGGGACACGUGGAUAACCUAGUAAUGCCUGAUGUAGCGGAGGGAACUCAAACGAAGGUGUCUUCGAUUGCAAUGGCUUUUUAUUCGGGAGUCUUCUCGUUUUCUGGAUUUUCAUUUUUGAAUUUUGUGACAGAAGAGCUAAAAAAUCCGUUCAGUGUUGAUGAGAUCCUUGAAUCCGACGCUGUUGCCAUCACGUUCGCCGACAAAAUCCUGGGAUCCUUCGGCAGCAAGAUCCUCAUGCCUCUCUUCGUCUCAUUCUCCUGCCUCGGAUCGAUAAAUGGACUUUUGAUCACUUGUUCCAGAAUGUUCUUCUCUGGUGCUAAAAAUAAUCAACUUCCCGAGUUCUUUUCAAUGAUUUCUAUCAAUCAAUUGACCCCUAUUCCCUCAUUAAUCUUCCUCGGAGCCACUUCCAUUAUCAUGCUCUUUUUCGGAAACGUUUUUCAAUUAAUCAAUUAUCUCUCCUUCGCUGACACCCUUGUAUUCUUCGGUUCUAUCGCUGGUUUAAUUAAAAUGCGACUCACUCUUCCCAAAAAUCAGCUAGAUGCCCGUCCUAUCAAAAUCAGUCUUCUCUGGCCCAUUCUCUUCUUCUCCAUGAUUCUUUUCCUUCUAAUCCUUCCAUUUUUCCACUCCGACCCAUGGGAACUCGUCUAUGGGGUCCUCCUUGUUUUAUCCGGAAUCCCCAUUUAUGCUGCUUUUGUUCUAAACAAGUACCGCCCCGAAUUCUUCCAAUCCGCAUGGAUUCAGUUCACCCAUCUCAUUCAGAAGCUCUUUUAUUGUGUUCCAGAUCUUUCGGGAUCUUCUUGA